This is a messenger RNA of Etheostoma spectabile (orangethroat darter), 8007 nucleotides long. It is a transcript of the gene fam222aa, whose product is annotated as family with sequence similarity 222 member Aa. The record is from RefSeq and is a predicted model, not a curated record. The coding region runs from base 957 to 2522 and encodes 521 amino acids. NCBI's taxonomy places the organism in Eukaryota, Metazoa, Chordata, Actinopteri, Perciformes, Percidae. The transcript has 3 exons.
GGGUUAUUGUCAGUCUCGGCAGCUCGGCACAAGGGCAGAACCGCAUCCCGGAGCUGCCUGAAGCAGCUAGCUCUUUAUUCAGACCUAACCCUUUCUUAUUUGGUUAAUACACCAAAGAGAGUAUCUCGGAGCUUUGCUAUCGAGGUUACUCCACAGCCUCAACUGGAAAUCUGAGUCUGAAUCGGGAGGCAAGACAUCUCAGAGAGGCUGCCGACGCCACGGAGAAAGUGACGGACGGAGCAGAGCCUGAUCACCGGGAUUUACAUCGCGUCACUUAAGGAUAUUUCAGGCAGCUGCUUUGGCCCAGCCAAAGGGUACCUUCACACACUAUUGCCUAGAUAAUAUUACUAACAUUCGCAUGAUACAUUUCACCUAAGGUCGUCUAUAGUGAGCAGGCGGACCACUUUAAACCCAUGCGUAACAGCGGUGGAUUUUGGAAUACUGCGUAGCAGUUCAACCAUCCAGUCUUUCGAUUAUAACUUUUGUUAUUUGGAGGUGUUUACAAGCGAAAAGAAGAGCAACCAGGACCUUUUACUUUGUUCCGGAGGCUAAACCUUGAAACCCGAAGCGCACUUGGUGCGCAAUCCUUCCGAAACGCUCCUGAAAUUGCCGACCUGCGCUUUUGCCCUCGCCAAAAAUUGGCAGCCGAGUCGAGAGAAAAGGCAAAGCUUAUUAACUUCGCAUGCUAGAGGCUAGUGUGGAAUCUAAUUCGCAGGGUUACCGGUAUAUUUGCAUACAAUUGGAAGAGGAGGAUAAACUUAAUCAACAUUUGACAUCGACUAAGUGGCCGCUGGAUUUUGGAGAACAGAAUGAAUCCUUUUUAAUUUGGACCACAGAAGUAUGAGGCAGAUUGCUCAGUGAAUGCUACAAUCUGCAUGGAGUUCUAGUCUGCACUACCGAGCAAUUUAUGGUUUGCCGCAGAACUCCCCCGGCUAUAGUACUGUGCCCACCUCGCCAUGCUGGCCUGUCUGCAGAGGAGGCAAAACCCUCCACCCCAGCACCCGGUGUGUGCCAGCAAGACCCUGGAGCCCCCGCAAGCCCUUGGACGGAAAUGUGAGCUGGUGGUGCCCACACAUUCCCCAAGCUACCCCACUGCGGCAGAACUCAAUGCUUUCGCUCAGAAAACGGCCAACAGCCCUCUGUCCAUCAAGAUCUUCCCCACCAACAUCAGGGUUCCGCAGCACAAGCACCUUAAUCGGACUGUGAAUGGAUUUGACACCACAGGGCAACGCUACAGUCCCUAUACCCACACAGGGGGCAACCAGGGCCUGCUUGCCAUCGUCAAGACCUCCUCAUCAUCAUCAUUAUCAACAGCAACCUUUGGCCCAUCAAAAGGUGUUCUCAAGAACUCCGAAGGCAGACGGACUAAGCUCUCUCCUGCCCACAUAGCUGUCGCCCCAUACCCUCCCCCUAAUAGUAGCACUUUAGCCAAUGGCCGCGGCCAAAUGGUAUACCACACUGGGCCAUCAAAGCCUCCAGAAUGCCCCAUACUGUCGGUUCCCCCAAAUGUCACUGUAGCUGGCUCAGUAAUUCCUGUAACAGGGGGCCGAGGCUUGGCCCUGCCAGCACAGUCCAACCUCCCCUCCAUCCAGAGCAUUAUCUACCAGAUCAACCAGCAUUGCCAGGCCCAGGCUCUGCAGCAGGUGUGCCAGGGGACUGCCACUGGACCGUCAAAUUCCAGUCCUUCCAAGCAGGGAACAACUGUUAUGGGGGUCUCAUCUAGCUCCUCGGGAGGAGGCUACGUAGUAGGAAUGGGUUCCCAGGCUAAUAUGGUAUACACAGGGCCAGGGCUGCCGGCUCAAAAUGCAGAGGCAAUGAAGUCUGGUGUGUACGCAGAUAGUAUGGAUUACAUUCUUUGGCAGAAGCAGCAGCAACAACAACAGCAGCAGCAGCAACAGCAGCAGCAUCAUCAACAGGCUGUGCUCCGCAUGUACAGCGGAGGUAGCGGAGGAGGGGGUGCCAUCAGCAAGUCCCCCGAGACUUGUGUUCCAGGGGGAGGGAUUAUGGCGGCACAAAUGUCCUCCUCUUCCUCCAGACCUUACCACCUGACAGCAAGUGCCAGCGGAGGAGGUGGGAUGGACAAAGUCAGUUCAUCCCCUUUGAACUGUGUGGGUAUGCAUGGAAAUUUCUCAGUGGGUCAAUACUUUGCCCCUCCGUGGAACAGUGUGUUGGUGACACCUGACAGUGACUGCUACAAUCCCCAGGAGCUUUUGGCCACCUCCACUGGAGGGCCGGUCACGGGGCACAGAGAGCUGGGCUACCCCCACCACCAUCACCACUACCACCAUCAUCAUCACCCUGCUAUAGACAGCGGGGGAGGUUUAUGCUGCAGCCUGCCCAGCAAGAGCUUGUGCAACACAUCAGUGCUGAGUAGCAGCUUGCAGUCUCUGGAGUACCUGAUCAACGACAUCCACCCACCCUGCAUCAAGGAGCAGAUGCUUGGCAAAGGCUACGAGACUGUGUCAGUGCCACGUCUGUUAGACCACCAGCAUGCACACAUCCGCCUCCCUGUUUACAGAUAGAGGGGGAAGUAGAGGAGGAAGAGAAUCAAGAGUUUUGAAUUUGUGAAGAAAAUCAAAGUUAAAGAACAGAGAUGUUUUUUUUAUGGGAACAGAUUAUUGGGAGUGGCACUGCUUUAACUAGUGUGGGAGCUUAUAGAAGAGCGGUUGUUGUGCUAUGUGACCCUAGGUUUGGAGGUUUCAAGGCACGCUGUGGCAAUCCCCAUAUGAAACACGGUAGUGAUUGCCAGUGGGAGAGAAAAAGGGAUUUCAAGAUUCUCCAGAUGUUCCAUUGUGUGGUUUGCCAAUAGGAAUUUUGGAUUGAUUUAUUUUUUCUUCAGUUUUUUUUGCUGUUGUUUUACUUACCUGAACUUUUUGAGGAGAAUCAUAGCUUGACAUGAAGUGCAAAUGGCACUUGUAUCCCCCUUCCAAAUACUAAGGAUGAAGCUACUGUGUAGGUUGUCACUGAAAGGGUCUUUAAAGGGCCGACGUUUAGGGCUGCUUUUGAAUCCAAAACUCUGUAACAAUACACAAAUAAACACACACAUAAACAAACACAUACAGAUACACAAUGUACUCAUGCGUGAGGAGACUAAAAUAAUACUCGGGUGUGUAUUUACAAGGAUCAUAAGGUUGAAUUAAAAGGAUAGUACAAUAUUAGUUAUGAUUGCUGUUAUAAUUGAUACUUAAAUUGCACUGCUUGAAUUUUGUUAACUUUGAAGUUUGGAAUUGGGUAGAUUGGAUAUGAUAUAUUUAAGAAACUUGAAAAACUUGAACCUAUUUUUUGUUGUUUUAUAUAUUUGUAGGUAUAUUAUAUGCUUUGGCUGCUAUGGGGAAAAUUGUCUCAAAUGCUUUUAUCAUUUCUAUUUUUUUUUCCACUUUUGUUUUUAUGAUUUAAUAAUUCCUCCUCAAGCUGAUGUGCAGUUUCUUAUGUCCUGGUGUGAGGCAUAGUCGCUGCUUUGGUUCUGUAAGAACCUGGUUGGAGAGCUCUUUUUCCUAACCAACACUGGAAUCUACAAUAAAUCUUGAAAUACUUAUUUAAAAAAGAAAAUGUCGCAAAAAACAACCAUGAAAAAGAAAUGUUACAAUGAAGAAUGUGAUUGGGAGGUUAUUUACAUAACUUUACAUGUAUGUUUAUGCGUGUAUGUGACUGAGUGCAUGCGCGUGUGCGCAUUUUAGUUUGUGUUUAUCAAAAUCCUCAGACUUUUUUUUGUAAUUGUGUCAUUAUAAGAAUACUACCACCAAGACUGAAAAACUGAUCACCAGUCCCAUCAACAUCCUAUCUGAGUAAUGUACAGGAGAUAUUUUGCAAAUCUUGCUCCCUUUUCUCAGAGGCUAUGAGAUAUUCUCUGGAGCUAGAGUAGAGAUCAAGUUCUCACAUGAGUCCUUUCUACCUGUAGUUACAGUGCUACAUCCCUUCUGUCAAAUGUUAUCAUUAUGACAGAAAGAGGUUGGGACAAACUAAUGUUUGGGGGUACUAGUCACCCCUGAUCCUGCAAACAUACAAAAUGGAAACAAUCAUGCCCUGUCCUCUGGUAUCAGAUGAAAUGAGACGAGGCUCACUGCUUUGCCUUGUCCUUUUCAGCCCCUGGUUGGGAGACAUUUAGCCAGGGCCAGUCUUAACUCGAUGAUUCAGAGCAGUGAAAUAUUUAUUAUGACUGUGAGAUUCUCUUGAAUGUACUGCACUUAAAUUACUGCGAUGUUUUCUUGCCUUGUGGGACCCAAGUAAAAGAGAAAAAUUGGAUCAGUGCAGCAGUCCUCUGGUCUCAAAUUAGCAUUUCUUUUGUCCGUCAAAUUUCAAUGGUAAAUUGAAUUUAGUAACUGGAGAGAAGGAGCCGGAGCUUUGUUGUGGGGAAAUACUGGCAUCAGUCUAGAUUUAUGAAGUGCAAUUAUUAUGACUGUAUUAACAUUUUUCUCUGAGCUUACACCAAAAAAAUGUAAACUACAGUUGUCAAUACAUUCCCAAUGUACCACAUCCCUAAACCCUAUCCUUUUUUGUUUUGAGGUGUAAAAUAAAUUUCUUUAAGAAUAUAUUCAGAAGCCACAUCUCGGCUUUGAAGUCUGUCAUUAUUUUUUAACGCAUGUCCUCUAGAAGUCAGCGGAAGAUUGGGCCCUCGUUUCAGCAACAGCUCUGUGAAAUCCAGAGCGGAGUGUGAUGUGUGUUGUAGACCCUUUACUGUACUGUACCUCUGCCAAUGAGAAAAACCUACUAGAUUUAAUUGAGACUUUGGCCAUCUAAAGAUAAGGGAAAGGAAUUUGACAUUAAAGAUGAAGCAGGAAAUAACGUUUCCGUGAUCAUUUGUACUUCGUAAAUAGAUCCAUUUUCUCCUUAAGAUAACCCCUGCUUAAUCUUAACUAUGCACCUUUAAUUUUGAGCUAAUGGUGUUUGUAGACCCUCUACUGUCUUUGAAGGCUGACAAAGAUUUCAGUGGAAAGAAUACGAAGCCCCCUUGGCUUAAAUUUGCGCAGUAAGCCUCCUUUACAUUCCAGUGAAAAAUGUUCAUGUUGUUUCAACAGCUUAAUACCCCAGCCACACUGUGAUUCCAGCAUAUUUUCUGUCUUGUAGAAAUAUUUUGACAGAUUUACAGAUACAUCCCAUCCCUAAAUCCCCUCCGUUUGGCUUCUGCAUCCAAGCAUUAAACCCUGUCACAUGAUGUUGAAGUGAAGAGGAGACACUUGAGGCAGUGGAGUUUCUGGUGUCUGGCCUUUCCCACCAGUGGAGUUCUGAGGCACCAGGCCUCUCUGCUAAUGGGAAUAUUGGGUGACGCCUGGCUGCUGGACACUGCCUGGGGAGAGUAUUCAUUCACUCAAAGGGUUGAAAUCAAACUCUUUUCAAAUGGCAAGGGAUUUCCUAUUAGACACUGCGAGGAAUCUGGCCAUUUUGAGCUAAGUUCAGCUGAGUGAAUCAGAGAAAAGAAGACACAAAAUGAAGCAUUUUUCUUUCCUUUUUAGCCGAAAUAUGAAAGAAUGUAAAGUUAUUUCACAUGUUGCAAUAAAUAUAAGGGUGUAUUAAGAUAAGUAUACCUGUAACUACUGUACAGGCUCCAAACUGUCUGUCCCCCUGGUCCUUUACACACAUUAAUGAGCUCCUAUUGAUGGGAUGCAUCUUAGCCCUGCAACCCCAUUCCACAAUUCCCGAUUUGGACAAUGGACGCUUAGCCCAUAUUAGGAUAAUAGAAUUAAAUUUCAAAUAGAUUUGUGCCUGAGCUGAUCCAUGCGUGGCUCACUCAGCUGCAGAGGCAGAGUGGCAUAUGGCAUGUCAUUAUCUAAGCCCACUCUCCCCCUGUCCGAGGCCAACAGGGUUCAGCAGUGCUUAAACAAACUGAAGGUUAGGACUGGCUGGCUGGCAUUGAAGGGGAGGACAGAAGGGUUUUUAAAGGGGGGGCCUCUGAGCCUCCACAGCGUCUCAGAGGGCCUCAGCACCGCACCAUGGCGCCUGGGCUCAGAAGCCUGCUUUAAAAAGCUGGCCUGUGUUUGAUGGAGGGGAUUUGUUUUCUGUUGGAUUAUACAUGGUUGCUCCCUGCCCGGCUGAGGGGCCCUGUGCAAUGUGACAGAUCUCAGCAUAAAAAAGAAAGAGGGAGAGAGAUACAGGGAGGGAUUUUGGGGUCAGAGGAGCCUCGAAGCAUCAGUAAUCAGGAUAAUUGCCAUGUUCCUGGUGCUAGUUUCAGCGUCCCCUCUUUGGCUCUGCGGCCUCAUUCAGAUUCAAGCUCUGAGGAAAUCACAUUCCUCCCUGAAAGACUUAUUGUGCCUCAGUUUACUAAAUUCUAGUAAGUGAAAUCUUCAUUUGUAAUUAACUUUUUAAUUCUUGGAAAAUAUUUCAAGUUAAGCUGCCCAGGAAAUUAUACAUUAUCGAUUAUUGAUCACGCGCCGUCUGAAUGAGGGAGAACAUUUCAAUCUAUAACUUAUCUCUGUGGAUACAGGCUAUUGACUGUUAACACAUUUUCAAGGGCACUGAGACACUCACAAGGAUGGCCUGAGGGUAAAGUGGAGAGGAAUUGAUGUAUGCUGGUUGUAAAAAUCCCUUUGUAAAUCCCAGUAAGUCCCUUACCCAGUGGAAAGGUCAAGUCAAACAUUAUGCACCUUAAAAACUGCUGAGAAGGAAGGAGAGCAGACAGACCAGCUCUUUCACUCUCAAAACAGAGGGGACGGGAGGGGACAGGAGGGACAGAGAAAAUAAAGGCAGCUGCUCACUCUGUUGAGUCUUGGCGCUGCUUCUCUAACCUACAGAUGACAAAAGAGGGUGAGUAGGGGGGUGACGUCCCCUCCACACCGCUUUGGUCAACCUCAGUCAUGUCCCCUGGCUGCCCUUGGGCCCCUGGUGCUCUCAUCUAAGAGUCCUUCCCAGCAUCCCUCAUCACCGUCUGCCGAAGAUAAAGUCAUGAGGCCGGUCCUCUCCGACCUAGCAAGAAAAUACUUUAAUCAAUAAUACAGUUGGUCCUGAAGAGGCUUGUAUAGUUAACCCACCAGCCUUAUAGCUUUAUUGCACAAUAUCUCUAAAAGAUUUGUUGUGUUCUUACAGCACAUUGUCAUCUCUAUAGUUCUACCGAAUAAAACUGGAUGGGUCGCGUGUGAGCGCCAUACAAUUUAAAUGUUGUUUUAAGCAUUUUAAUAAAUACAACAAAAGGUAAAAAUCAGCACAGAUCACAAAAUAAAUCAGGAUCUUUUCCAAAGGCACAGCCCCAGAGACUUUUUUUCUAAAAGGCAAUGCAGCAGGUCGUAAUUCCAGGAGCUUACAGUUUUUAUUUCUUCAGCGUCACAACUAUGUAUGUUCAGCUGAAAAAGCUUAUGGCCACCAAAUCUUCAUCUAUGGUGGGUAUAUUGCUGUAUCCAAUCUAAACACAAAAGUCUGGGGAUUUUGCUUUCUUUCUUCCUGUUUCCUUUUACUGUUUGUGUGGCUCUCCGAAUGUUCCUGUGAACAAACAGGGCUGUUUUUCCCAAAUGAUCUCAAAUGCACCAACCCUGCCAAAGUCUGAGGGUGCCGCAACCUUGAGAAAAUAAUAUAUAUGGAAAUGGAAAAUCUAUUAAGCAUCUCUCUUAUUGUUCUCCCUGCAGUGUUGUAUUUAUGUUUAAAAAAUGAUUUUGUCUCCUCAGGAUAAAAAAAAACGUAAAGAAGACCUUGCUUUUUUUGAAAAUGAUAUAUAUAUGAGUCUUAGAUUUCGAAAUAAGAAGUCGGAAUAUAAAAGAGAGCUGUAAAAUCCUUUGGUCGUGGGGUUUUCAACUUUUGAAUGUGCCUACAGCCAAGCAUCCCAGUGAUUGCUUACCUUCUACCCCCUCUCCAGUUCUGUAAUCUGCCCCUAAUCUCUCUACAACCAUCAUCUUCAAUUUGCUGAAACUGCCAGAGUUCUCCCUCCAUCCCAAUGACCACAGAAGAUAAUUUGUCUGUUCCCUGCUUUUUGUCAAUCUCAGGACUCAAAUUUCUUUAUUUUAUUGUAGAUGGUUGGUUUUCAUUUGACUUCUCCUCUCUUAUAUAUUAUUGUUUGACAUAAGUAAAUAAAGCAGAUGACUUCUA